This is a messenger RNA of Perognathus longimembris pacificus (Pacific pocket mouse), 835 nucleotides long. Its product is annotated as protein Wnt-11-like. Lineage: Eukaryota; Metazoa; Chordata; Mammalia; Rodentia; Heteromyidae. The record is from RefSeq and is a predicted model, not a curated record. Bases 26 to 835 code for a protein of 269 amino acids. The transcript is spliced from 4 exons. Gene Ontology annotation, cellular component: extracellular region. Gene Ontology annotation, biological process: neuron differentiation; cell fate commitment; multicellular organism development. Gene Ontology annotation, molecular function: cytokine activity; frizzled binding.
GCGGGGCUCCGGCGCGGCGCCCAGGAUGAGGACGCGGCCGCAGGUGUGCGAGGCGCUGCUCUUCGCCCUGGCGCUCCACACCGGGGUGUCCUAUGGCAUCAAGUGGCUGGCACUGUCCAAGACCCCCGCCGCCUUGGCGCUGAACCAGACGCAGCACUGCAAGCAGCUGGAGGGCCUGGUGUCCGCGCAGGUGCAGCUGUGCCGCAGCAACCUGGAGCUCAUGGGCACGCUGGUGCUGGCCGCCCGGGAGGCCAUGAAGGCCUGCCGCAGGGCCUUCGCCGACAUGCGCUGGAACUGCUCCUCCAUCGAGCUCGCCCCCAACUACCUGCUCGACCUGGAGAGAGGGACGCGGGAGUCUGCCUUCGUGUACGCGCUGGCCGCCGCCGCCAUCAGCCACGCCAUCGCCCGGGCCUGCACCGCCGGCGACCUGCCCGGCUGCUCCUGCGGGCCCGUCCCAGGUGAGCCCCCCGGGCCCGGGAACCGCUGGGGAGGAUGCGCGGACAACCUCAGCUACGGGCUCCUCAUGGGGGCCAAGUUUUCCGAUGCUCCUAUGAAGGUGAAAAAAACAGGAUCCCAAGCCAAUAAACUGAUGCGUCUACACAACAGUGAAGUGGGGAGACAGGGGCCACGCCCUCACCCCAGGGGCCACGCCCUCACCCCAGGGGCCACGCCCUCUCCCCAGGGCCACGCCCUCUCCCAGGGGCCACGCCCUCACCCCAGGGGCCACGCCCUCACCCCAGGGGCCACGCCCUCCUCCCCAGGCCACGCCCUCACCCCGGCCUCGGGCGGCAAGCUGGCCCCGCCGGGAGCCCGCGCCCAUCUCUCCGCUCCGUGA